CACCCAGGUAAAACUUGUGUAUUAACUACUAAUACCCACCUCGCCUUCAGCCACUCUUACACAGUCAAAACACUCUUCGGGGACUACAAAUAUAUUUUACAACAGGGAGUACUUUAUUCACAGGACAAAACUCUUUGCCACAGAAAUGGAAGCCUUGCCAUCUCUCACCUAUCCAACCCGCUGUCGAGCUGAAAAGGCGCCUAUUCUUUCAAGCGUCUGCAUAUUUAUAGGAUAAUUAGCCCACGCCUACUUUUUUUCAGAACGUUCCAUAUCUUCCAAGAGCGGGGGGAGAACACGUCCACUGAUCUUUUUUUUUAUCACGUCUGUGUAUAUUAACCGCGUCCCAGAAAAAUAAUCAAACCAAAACACCAAGAUAGGUUUUCAUUAUUUCGAUAUCCCCCCAAACCGCGGCUAUGAGAGACUUCUAUGAGUCUGAUGAAGGGCUUGGCCACCCCUGAAACUAGAAUGGUAGAUGCCGCAGCGGAGCGCGCUCUCCUCAGUUGGUGGCUCAGCCGCAGAGCGGUGGAUUCGCCGCUGCUUCAUUGAUUCCCGCCAAGGGGCCUCGAGAGCUGGUGGGUUGAGGGGCAUGGAAUGAACUGAAGCGAACUAUUCCGCUCCGGAAUCUAAGUCGGUUCGCCGCAGCCCCACGAACUGCCCCGUCACGAUGGCGGAGGACGAGAUGAAAGUGCCUGAGGAUAUGUUCAAAGAUGUGAAGUUUUACCCAGUCGGUGACCUGGACCCUAAGGUUGUUCAGAUGUUAAAAGCUGGAAAGGCAAAGGAGGUUUCGUAUAAUGCCCUUGCUACACACAUCAUUGCAGAAGAUGGUGAUAAUCCUGAGGUUGGAGAAGCUCGUGAGGUUUUUGAUCUUCCUGUCGUAAAGCCAUCUUGGGUGAUCCUGUCUGUUCGCUGCGGAGCCCGUCUUCCGGAAAAUGGAUUUUCUCCAGAAUCUGGUCAGAUAUUUUUUGGGGUAACUGCUUGCCUUUCCCAGGUAUCCCCUGAUGAUCGCAAUUCUCUUUGGGCACUCACUACUUUUUAUGGUGGGGACUGUCAACUAAAUUUCAAUAAGAAAUGUACUCAUUUGAUUGUUCCUGAACCAAAAGGGAACAAGUAUGAAUACGCUUUCCAGCGGGGAAACAUAAAAAUUGUUACACCGGAUUGGGUUUUGGACUCCGUGUCUGAGAAGACCAAAAAGGAUGAGGCACUUUACCAUCCUAGACUAAUUGUUUAUGAAGAAGAGGAGGAAGAAGAAGACGAAGAGGCAGAGAAUGAAGACCAAGAAUCUCAAAAUGCCAGUGACGAAGAUAAAUAUUCCUCUAAAUCAAGCCCAGUUUCAUCUCGCGACGGAUCUCCCGUACCCAAUCGAAAGUCUUCUCCAAAGCGAAGCAGCUCAGAUAAAAUAAAAAGUGAACUCAUGUUUGAUGAUUCAUCUGACUCUUCUCCUGAGAAACCGGAAAGAAAUCUGAACUGGACACCUGCAGAAGUCCCACAGAUGUCCACUGCGAAACGACAACUGCACCAAGGCAAGGAUUCUGGACUUAUUAAUUUAUGUGCUAAUGUUCCUCCUGUGCCAGGAAAUAUACUGUCCCCCGAGGCACGAAAUAAUUUGCUCACUUCCCUCCCAGGAGCCCCUGGAUCAGAGAGACCAGAUAUGAUGGCUUUCCGCAGUCCAGCAGUGAGAACACUAAGAAACAUCACUAAUAGUGCUGAUAUACAGCAAGUUAAUAGGCCGUCCAAUGUUGCACAUAUUUUGCAGACUUUGUCAGCUUCCACUAAAUCUUUAGAGCAACAAGUAAAUCAUCCCCAGCAAGGCCAUACAAAUGCAAUGUUAUUUGGUCAAGUAAAACUUUUGACAUCUGAAGCACAGCAUUUGCAACAGUCACAUCCACCUCAACAGCAGCAGCAGCAGCAGCAGCAGCAACAACAACAACAUCAUCCUCUUGUACAGCUUCAGCCCCAACAGCUUUUACAAUUGCAGCAACAGCAACAACAAAUUACGCAGCAGGUUUUCCCACAGCAUCAGUUUCCCCAAGCGAAUCAACAGCAUCCUUUCACGCAGCUACAGUUUUCUCAGCAACAGCUGCAUCCUCAACAGCAGCUACAUCGCCCACAGCAACAAACUAUACAACAUUUCCAGCAACAGCAUGCGCUACAGCAGCAACUGAAUCAGCUGCAACAACAGCAUCUGCAGCAGAAACCCCAAACUCUGCAGCAGAACAUGCAACAGCAGAAUCUCCAGCAACAAAACCUUCAGCAAAUUAUUCAGCAUCAACAGUCCAUCCAGCAAACCCCAUCACAGCAACAGGCUCUUCAGCCUACUAUUCAGCAACAACAGAUGCUUCAGCCAAACAUUCAGCAGCAACAAACACUUCAGUCUAAUCUUCAGCAACAGACCCUUCAGCCAAUCAUUCAGCAGCAGAAUCUUCAGCAGAGCCUUCAACAGAUUCAACAGCAACAGCAAAUACAGCAUUUGACUCUUCAACAGAAGCAGCAAAUUCAGCAGCACUCUCUUCAGCAACAACAGAUGCUUCAGAAACAGCAACUUCAGAGCCAGAGUCUCCAGCAGCAGCAGCAGCAAAUGCAGACACAUGUUCUUCAGCAGCAACAGAUUCAGACACAGGCGCUGCAGCAACAACAAAUACAGAACCAGGCUCUUCAGCAGCCACAGCAAAACCAAGUACAAACACAUUCUCUUCAGCAGCAUCAUCUGCAGCCACAAACUCUGCAGCAACAGCAUCACGUGCAGGGGCAGACUGUUCAGCAGACACAUCAAUUACAGGCCCAAACGCUCCAACAGCAGCAGCAACAUCAGAUUCAGACACAGAAUCUUCAGAUUCAACAACAAAUUCCAGCACCAAACCAACAACAUCAGAUCCCACCGCAAAUGCUUCAGCAGCAAACGCUUCAACUUCAACAGCAAAUAAAACAGCAGCAGGCCCUUCAGCAGCUGCAGCAACAGCAAUUACAGCAGCAGCAGCAAACACUUCAGCAGCAGAUUCAACAGACAACAGUUCAGCAGCACAUGCAGCCACAGAUACAGCAGGUUGCACUUCAGCAGCCACAAAUUCAGUCCGGAGUUGCACAGCAGUCCUCCCUCCAGCCACAGCAAAUGCAACAACAUAAACACAAUCUGCAGCAGGUUCAGCAUCAGCUUCAACAACUUCAACAGCAGCGGAUGCAGCAGCGACAAAUGUCAUUACCCCUACAGAUUGCUAAUCAGCAACCGCUACAGCCACAUCAGCUGCAUGGUCAUGAUCCUUCUGUGGAUAUUCCUGAAGAAUUUUUCUUGUUGGGCUGUGUGUUUGCAAUUGCUGACUAUCCAGAACAAAUGCCUGAUAAGCAACUACUUGCAACCUGGAAACGGAUAAUACAGACUCAUGGUGGUACAGUGGAUGCAACACUUUCAAGCAGGUGCACUCAUCUUCUGUGUGAAAGCCAAGUCAGUAGCAUGUAUGCUCAGGCUUUGAAAGAGAGGAAGCGUUGUAUCACUGCUCACUGGCUGAAUGCCGUGUUGAAAAAGAAAAAAAUGGUGCCGCCAUACAGAGCUCUUCAUUUCCCUGUAGCAUUUCCUCCAGGAGGGAAGCCCUGCUCUCCGCAUAUUAUUUCAGUGACAGGGUUUGUUGACAGUGACCGAGAUGAUCUUAAACUAAUGGCAUACUUAGCAGGCGCCAAGUACACUGGAUACCUAUGUCGCAGCAACACUGUUCUCAUUUGUAAAGAGCCCAGCGGCUUAAAGUAUGAGAAAGCUAAAGAGUGGAGGAUACCAUGUGUGAAUGCAUUGUGGCUUUGUGAUAUUCUUCUUGGAAACCUUGAGGCAUUACGUCAGAUUCAGCACAGCCAAUACACCGUAUUUAAUCUCCAGGACCCUCUUGCACCAUCACCUCAUCUGGUCACAAAACUUCUAGAUGCUUGGAGAACGCCGCUGAAAGUGUCCUCAGAACUUCUCACGAGUAUUCGAAAGCCUCUAAAGCCGAAGGAAAAUGAGCCUGCUGUUCAACCUAAACGCCCAAGGAUUGAAGAUAUACCACCUCCAACUAAGAAGUUGUCGCCUGAUCAGACACCUCAUGUUAUGUUCACCGGAUUUGAUCCACUGCAGGUCCAGCAAUAUAUCAAGAAACUGUAUAUUCUUGGUGGAGAAGUAGCAGAUACGGCACAGAAAUGCACUCACUUGGUUGCAAACAAAGUGACCAGGACUGUAAAGUUCUUGACUGCAAUUUCAGUGGCAAAGCACAUAGUUACACCUGAGUGGAUAGAUGAGAGCUUUAAAUCCCAAAAAUGUGUUGAGGAACAGAAUUACAUAUUGCGGGACGCUGAAGCGGAAGUGCUGUUCUGCUUCAGUUUAGAAGAAUCGUUAAAAAGAGCACACAUGGCUCCUCUCUUCAAGGGGAAGUAUUUUUAUAUCACCCCUGGUAUUUGUCCAAGUCUCUCAACCAUGAAAGCCAUUGUAGAAUGUGCUGGUGGAAAAAUAUUAACGAAGCAGCCUUCUUUUCGGAAAAUUAUGGAGCAUAAGCAAAAUAAACGAUUAGCCGAGAUCAUUUUAAUAUCUUGCGAAAAUGAUCUUCAUCUGUGCCGAGAAUACUUUGCUGGCAGCAUCGAUGUGCACAAUGCAGAAUUUGUUUUGACGGGAGUUCUUACACAAGCAUUGGAUUAUGAAUCAUAUAAGUUCACCUGAUCCGAUAUGCAUUCUCCCUGCAUCACAGCUGUGUGGUGAGAGGAACAUUAAAAUUUUUCUUGUCGACCCCGUGUUUCUGAAUCCAUUCACCUCAAUGGAUAUUUGGAUGUAGGCAGAGAAGAAAAAUGAUGUGCAUCUGUUCUUGGGAUGUGUACUUUGUUUAAAUGAAACAUAACUUGUUAUGUUCUGUAUCAUAGUAUGUUCAUAAUAUGGUUUAAAGAGCCUUUGUGAGGUUUGAUUUUUUUUCUCUCCAUUUUUUUUUUUUAUGUACAUGUAAAAUAAUGUUACUUAAAAGUAUUUCUUGUGGGGGGAAAACUCAAUUUGUUUAUUGAAACUAAAAGAAUAAACAUUUUGUAAUUA
Molecule: messenger RNA, 5029 nt
Organism: Xenopus laevis (African clawed frog)
Lineage: Eukaryota; Metazoa; Chordata; Amphibia; Anura; Pipidae
Gene: paxip1.S
Product: PAX interacting protein 1 S homeolog
Exons: 21
Coding region: 665-4669 (1334 amino acids)
Biological process (GO): positive regulation of transcription initiation by RNA polymerase II; DNA damage response
Cellular component (GO): nuclear lumen; nucleus
Source: RefSeq, a predicted model, not a curated record